Alligator sinensis (Chinese alligator) is the source of this 1460-nucleotide messenger RNA. It is a transcript of the gene HTR1E, whose product is annotated as 5-hydroxytryptamine receptor 1E. The record is from RefSeq and is a predicted model, not a curated record. The transcript is spliced from 2 exons. NCBI's taxonomy places the organism in Eukaryota, Metazoa, Chordata, Crocodylia, Alligatoridae. Gene Ontology annotation, biological process: G protein-coupled receptor signaling pathway, coupled to cyclic nucleotide second messenger; chemical synaptic transmission. Gene Ontology annotation, molecular function: G protein-coupled serotonin receptor activity; neurotransmitter receptor activity. Gene Ontology annotation, cellular component: dendrite; plasma membrane. The coding region runs from base 246 to 1340 and encodes 364 amino acids.
UCCGGCCAAAAAACGUUGCCUACCCCUGCCCUAGCAUCUGAUUUGCUGAGUAUUCACAGCUGCAUCUAAAGUCAGUGGAAAAUGAUGAAGAGAAGAUGUUUUGAGUUGAUCUGAUGAAAAUGGAACAGAAACAAUUUCUCAGGAAUUCUACAUAACUUUAUUAAAUGUAGGAAUUUUAAACCCCAAACAGUUACCAUCUAAAAGCACCAGUCCCUUUCCCUCACCGUCUAUUCUGUAGGAAAAAAAUGAAUUUUACAAACUGUACAACAGAAGCCAAUGUGGCUAUCCAGCCAAAAACAGUAACUGAAAAGAUGCUUAUUACCUUGACCUUGGGCACAAUCACAGUCUUAACCAUGCUGCUGAAUUCUGCUGUAAUUGCAGCAAUCUGCACAACCAAGAAAUUACACCAGCCAGCAAAUUAUUUAAUAUGCUCGCUAGCUGUGACAGAUCUGCUUGUUGCUAUUCUAGUCAUGCCUUUGAGUAUUAUAUACAUAAUGAUGGAUAAAUGGACUCUGGGAUACUUCAUCUGUGAGAUAUGGCUCAGCGUUGACAUGACUUGUUGCACAUGUUCAAUUCUUCAUCUUUGUGUCAUUGCUCUGGAUAGAUAUUGGGCAAUCACAGAUGCCAUUGAAUAUGCCAGGAAAAGAACUGCAAAAAGGGCUGGGCUUAUGAUAGGCACUGUAUGGACUAUAUCUAUUUUCAUUUCAAUGCCACCAUUGUUUUGGAGGAAUCAUCGCAGCAUCAGUAUUCCAAGUGAGUGUCGUAUUCAACACGAUCAUGUUAUCUAUACAAUUUACUCCACUUUUGGAGCAUUUUAUAUCCCCUUGACUUUAAUACUGAUCCUCUACUACAGAAUUUAUCAUGCCGCAAAGAGCCUUUACCAAAAACGCGGUUCAAGCAGACACCUAAGCAACAGAAGCACCGACAGCCAAAACUCUUUUGCCAGCUGUAAGCUCACACAAACCUUCUGUGUGUCAGACUUCUCUACAUCUGACCCCACCAUGGAAUUUGAUAAAAUAAAUGCUUCAGUGAGAAUCCCUCCCUUUGAUAAUGACCUAGACCUGGCUGGGGACCGUCAGCAGAUUUCAAGUACACGGGAACGAAAGGCUGCUCGCAUUCUGGGACUGAUUUUAGGGGCUUUCAUGUUGUCUUGGCUGCCAUUUUUCAUUAAGGAGCUUAUCGUGGGCCUUAACAUUUGCACUGUGUCUGAAAAAGUAGCUGACUUUUUGACCUGGCUUGGUUAUGUCAAUUCCCUUAUCAACCCUCUGUUGUACACUAGUUUUAAUGAAGAUUUUAAGCUGGCCUUUAAAAAGCUCAUUAGGUGUUGGGAACAUUCUUAGAAGUAUCUAAAAAUGUUGAUGACAUGACUCCUUGGCCUUAAGAAUGAGUAAAAUAAUCAGAAUUUAGCAGCCUUUUUGCUUGGAAAAGAGAAUUUUUGUGUUUGUCUAUAUGCUCAACUU